AUGGCCGACAUGCAAAUUAAACCCGAAGGGGUGUUUGAAAUUGAGAAGGCCUCGCAGACCGCGAGCAACAACCCUCAAUCCACCGACCUCAAGAUCGAUCAAAAUGGCCUGGUCCUGGACCCGCAACCCUCCGAUGACCCCUGUGAUCCAUUGAAUUGGAGACGCCCUCAAAAGCUACUCAUCCUUGCCGUUAUCAGCUUCGCGUCAUUUUCGUGUUCUACACAAGCAGGUGCCAACGCGUCGGGACUCGGAGUGCAGGCUCAGCUCUAUGGAAAGACCAUGCUGCAGUUAUCUUACUCGCGGAUUUGCUGCUGGUCCGUUGAUCUGGACCCCGUUGGCCAAAUGCUACGGGAAAAGCAGGGUUAUGUUCUGGUCCCUGAUCUUGGGUCUAAUCAAUAUAACAACUUCGUGGUCUCAAGACUAUUUGCCGCUCUUCUUGGAUCUGCUCCGCAAACAGUUGGGUCCACGUUUAUUACUGAAAUGUUCUUCCUGCACGAUCGUGGCAAGGCCCUUGGUGUGUAUGUCAUCUGUACCUUUUUCGGCAUUGUUAUUGGCCCAACCUUUUCAGGUUUUAUUGUCCAGAGCGCGGACUGGACAGUCCAGUUCUGGUAUGUCGUCGCCUUGAUGGGAGUGUCCGCCAUACUCUGUUUGGUUAUCCUGGAAGAGACAACCUGGAAUCGCGAAGCCCCUCCGUCCUUGCAGGCACCGGAUCUUCCCGAGCGAUACUUCGGCCUAAGAGCGGCAAUAUUCCUACCUGGCCGACGACUGAGUGAACACAAGCUGGGCGCAGAGACUGCGAAGCUAGCAAAGCUUUUUAUUGAUCCAGUCUGCAUCAUAGCCGGAUUCUGUGUCCUCGUGCUUUUCGGUUGGGUUGUAUCAAUCAACAGUCUCCUGCCUGUUUUCCUGCAAAACCCAGUGAUCGCGGGGGGUUAUGGCUUUUCUGCGAUACGAUAUGCGUCCUUCAGCUUUGUCAGCUGGGCCUCUACAAUCGCGGCGAUUAUAUAUGGAUACCAUACCAAUGAUCGCCUCCCCCUCUGGCUCUACUCUCGGCGCGGAGGCGAAUGGCAGCCGGAGUAUCGGCUGCACUGUCUUUGGUUGCCUGUCUUGCUGAUAUACCCCCCUGCCCUAGGCCUGUUCGGCGCAAGCCUGUAUUACCAUCUACAUUAUAUGGUAGUGGCUCUGGCCGUGUUUCUUAUUGGAUUUAGCGGAAUGGCUUGUGUGCCACCUAUAAUUCAAUAUGCGAUUGAGGCAGUCGGGCCAGAGUUGGCGAACGAAGUCCAAGCAGUGCUGAAUUUUUGGAGGAUGAUUCUCGGCAUCUCUAUUCCGUUUUUCAUUGACGCGUGGUUGGGAUCAGUGGGCGCCAACUGGGUCUACAUUUAUCACAAUCGUCAUCUUUGGCAUUAUUGCGGCGCUUAUGCGCCAUGGUCGAAGCCUUCGAAAGUGGUGUAUUCUGAUCAAAGGGUGAGAAAGGGACAGGUCGGGUGGGCUGUAUCCAAGAAGGUGCUUUGUCGUCUGUCGUCGCAGCUAGAUCCUGUCUUGGAAAAACUUGCUUGUUUGAACGCCAAUCCCGUGAGACUUGCGCAAGCUGCAUUCCCUCGCUUCGCUCGGCGGCUUAUGUUUGCGGGCCAAUGA
Messenger RNA from Aspergillus terreus NIH2624, 1632 nucleotides. RefSeq lists its product as uncharacterized. NCBI's taxonomy places the organism in Eukaryota, Fungi, Ascomycota, Eurotiomycetes, Eurotiales, Aspergillaceae. The record is from RefSeq and is a predicted model, not a curated record. Gene Ontology annotation, molecular function: transmembrane transporter activity. The transcript is spliced from 5 exons. The coding region runs from base 1 to 1632 and encodes 543 amino acids. Gene Ontology annotation, biological process: transmembrane transport.